Molecule: messenger RNA, 7039 nt
Organism: Acanthaster planci (crown-of-thorns starfish)
Lineage: Eukaryota; Metazoa; Echinodermata; Asteroidea; Valvatida; Acanthasteridae
Product: nephrin-like
Biological process (GO): cell-cell adhesion
Cellular component (GO): cell-cell junction; plasma membrane
Molecular function (GO): cell adhesion molecule binding
Source: RefSeq, a predicted model, not a curated record
GACGUUUACUGACUUAGGUGCAAAGUUGACGCGGCUCAAAUUUCAGAUGUCGGAGAGACAGAUUGCGACGUCGAUUAUGUAGGCCCCCUAGUAGUUUUUAGGCGCAUCGUCGAUUGUGAAUGCAUAUUGGUUUCCUAGCUUAGCUGAACAUAAAUCUGGACGUGGGCAGGUAGGAAUCAUAAAGGAGAAGAACACUUGGACUCUGAAAGACUUGCAAGUUAGAAUGAUCAUGGCACCCAUAAUUGCUGCAUUGCAUCCUGGGAGCCUUCUUUCACUGUUGAACAUUGCCGUAGCUGUCAUCAACAUUGUUCAGGGGCAGCCGGCCCAGCCAAGCUUUGCCGAGGAGCCAGCAGACACGACUGUGGUUGAGGGAGGCGAGGCUAUCCUGCGCUGUGUCAUAAAUGACAUGGAGACUGGGACGGCUGUGCUGUGGACCAAAGGCAGUACCAACACCCCACUGGGGUUUGACACGGACCUCCCCGGCUACCCACGGUAUAGCGUCAUUGGUGACCCUGCAAGUGAGGGCAAUCUCCGGAUCAUUGAUGCACAGUUGGAGGAUGAUGACACAUAUCGCUGUCAAGUUCCUGGACUCCGCUCUGCUGAAGCCACUCUCACGGUCCAAGUGCCUCCAGAUCCACCCACGCUGGAUAAUUACGAGAACGGCACCCAGAUCACCGUGGACCCACCAGCAGCGAUCACCCUGACCUGCCGCACCAACAAUGGCCGGCCCGAGGCAUCCAUUACUUGGCAAAAGAACGAGGACCCAGUGCUGUACAUCCAGCCCACCACGUCCGUAGAGAACUCAGGCGAUCCGCUGGGUAAGAAGAAGAACUUUGUCAGCACGCUGACGCUCAACCCGGAGAAGGAGGACAAUGGGGCCGUCUACAAGUGCGUGGUGGAGCAUCCGGCUCUGGUCAAGCCACACUUUGUCUCAGUGACAGUGAAUGUCAGAUUUCCCCCUGGUCCCCCGCUGAUCACCGGUUACCAGCAAGGUGUAGCAGUGCGGCAAGGUGAUCUCAUCCAUCUGGACUGCGCUUCCAGAGGAGGAAAUCCACUGGCUGAGGUUUACUGGUGGAAGAACGGAAUUCAGAUGGACCACUCCUAUGUCACUGAUGGCGCAAGUGCACGGAACACGCUGCCCAUAAUAGUGGGUUACAGCGACAUCAAUGCAGUCUACAAAUGCCAAGUCAGCAGUGUGGUACUGCCUGAGCCUCUCACUGCUCAAGUACAGUUCACCGUCUACUUUCCACCAGCAUAUGUUAACAUUACGGGCCACGAGGAAAUGGUGAACUCUGGAGCUACCAUAACAUUGCAGUGUACCUCAGCCAACAGUAACCCCAGCGCCACCAUCUCCUGGUACAGUGGCGGUCAGCAGGUCAGUUCCUCUCCGGACGUAGUGUCGCCUGCUCCCAACGGUGGGUACAUCACCAGGCAGAACCUGACAGUCACGCUGACGGCCCAGACGGACAGCAUGGACUACAUGUGUCAGGCCACCAACAUGGAGCUCCAUGAGUAUGCCAAUUACGUGGCCACUGUCAGUGUCAUGUAUCCACCCCAGCACCCGGUCAUCUCGGGCUACGAGGAGGGGCGUGAGGUCAAGGCCGGCAACCUGCUGCGCCUGACCUGCAUCGCGGUGGGCGGCAACCCGCUGGCCACCUUGACCUGGCAGAAGAACGGCCAGGACCUGGAGGGUAACUAUGGCACCAGCGGCCAGCUGGCCACCAAUGAUCUACCUAUCAUCCUGGAGCAGACGGACAACAAGGCUAACUAUAGCUGCAGUGCCUCCAACCAAGCCACACCAACCCCACUGGUGACGCAGGUCUCACUGGAUGUGCUCUUUCCUCCUGAGAGAGUUUUUGUAACUGCUGAGCCGCCCCAGUCCAGAGAGGGCGACAGGGUGGUUGUCAAAUGCCGUACUGCGAGCAGCAGCCCGGCCAGUCAACUCUCCUGGUGGAAGGACGGGGUCCCAGUGGAAGGUGGUGAGGCAGUUGUUGAGCCCUCGGAUAACAGUGGGUUCUCCACCAGCAGCGAGUUGGUUAUUGAAAGCGUUUCCCUGUCCGACAAUGGCCGUGUCUUCCUCUGCCGUGCCAUGAACGACCUGAUCGUGGAGGCGGUGAACGACGGUCUUAUCAUGGAUGUCAGAUUCAAGCCCCAGAUCAGUGUCCCGGACCAGGUCACCCUCAGCACCCGCGAGGGGCCAGGCCUGCAGAUCCUCAACUGUACGGCCACGGGCAACCCCGAGACGCUGACCUACCUCUGGCACCAGAACGGGGUCCCCAUCGCCCUGGAGGGGAAUCCUCACUUCGCCGUCAACGAAGCUGGCUCGCUGUUUGUCCACAACGCCACCCGAACGGAGGUGGGCAAGUACAUGUGCGUCGUCAGCAAUGAGGAAGGGAGCAGUAAUGUCACGAUGACACUCGACGUGCAGUAUUCGCCCAUCAUCACCACGGGGGACCAGAUCGUCAUCAACCUGUUCUCCAUCAGCGAGCUGGCGUGUGAGGCGGACGCCAGCCCCAAACCGCAGGGGUUCAUCAGCUGGUCCCGCGAUGGGUUUGACCUGAGCCACCAUCAGGUGGAGUACAGCGAGGGGCGGGGUAUCCUGCGCAUACUCAACGUGUCUAAGGCGGACGGAGGGCUGUACACCUGUACAGCCAACAAUGGCAUUGCCCCGGCCAUCACCAAGAACAUACAAGUGGUCGUGCAGUUUAUGCCAGAGGUUGACCGUUCCGUUCCCAACAAGGUGGCCCAGAGCACUGGCCAGACAGCGGUGCUGCGAUGCCGGGCAGAGGGAGCCCCCGUGGUCAGAUUCAAGUGGUUUCAAAGAGGUUUAGAGGUGAAUGUGACCAGUGACCAUUACACCUUUGACACCCGUCAAGACCUGACCUACUCCAAUCGCUACGAGAGCCGUCUCUACAUUGGCCCUGUCAACGAGGACUACGACUACGGCAGUUACGUCUGCAAAGCCUACAAUGAUCUGGGAGAGGCCACCUUUUCCGUUCAGCUGGAACAGACUAGUGCACCCGAAGCGCCCUUUGACCUGGAGGUGGUAACAGUCAAGCACGACUCUGUCAAACUCAGGUGGCAACCAGGCUUUGAUGGAGGCCGUCCCCAGACCUUCCAGGUGCGUUUUAACCAGAAGGGCAACCUGCAGUACCAAUACGUGGACGUGGUGCCGCCCAAUGCUACGUCUUACACCAUCACCAACCUCAACCCGGAGACGGACUACGAAUUCACCGUACGAGGACGUAACGACCUGGGCACAGGGACCUACUUCCUGGGCAUUGUCUCAGCAACGACCAAAACCGCACCGAGCCAACCUAUUCCUGAUGGCCCAUCAGGCAUCCUGGUGGGUAACAUCCCCCUUUACCUCUUCCUCCUGGUCACCUUCCUGAGUCUCCUCAGCUGUGUCUUCAUCAACAUCUUCCUGGUCUGCUGUCUCAUCAAGCGACGCACCUCGAGGAAGCGACGCGCAGCUAAGGUCUCAGACGUCAAAAUGAAGAAGAUUGGAUCGGAGGUUUCGGAUAAGGAGAGUGCUACUGUCACUGAGACCAUAGAUUCCAUGUCUCACCGUGACCGCUCCGAGUACUCCAAAGACCCGUACUCUGACGACGAGCAUAGCUAUGAUGACCGUCAUUAUGAUGACCGCGGCUAUGGAGACCAGCGUUACGACGACUACAGCGACCGCAGCUACAGUGACCAUUACGAUGACAGCGACCGCCAGCCCAUUACACCCUCACGGAGGGAACCGGGCUCAGGAUACCACAAUGCCGGGUACCGACCACCCUCCUAUUCAGCCAGCUGGGAAAGCUUUGGUCGGUCCCCAAGCGUCAUGACAGACCAGGUGAGCGAGGACCAGGAGGAGCGCGACUACGCCAAUCAACUGCGUCGCAAGCAGGCCCAGCUGGCUACCCACCCGCCCCCUUCCACCACCAGCAGCAGCAGGCCCUACGAGUUCCAGUCCUCAGUCACCCCUAGCCCUGUGCCCAGUAGCCUGGGCAACUUUGUGACGCUAACCAAGGCCGGCAAGCCACCGGCCAGCCAGGCCGGUAGCGAGGAGGGAUUCCUGGUGUGAGCUGGAUGGGUUGAUGGAGGAGAAACUCAUUGUGUGGGAAUGCGGAGAAUGAGUAAUUGACAGCUGGGCAUUUUUUUAAGAGACGGUACUGGGGUGUGCCCAGUGUUGGAACCAACAGGAACUAAAUGGGACAAAAAUAAAGUCACAAUAUGAAAUAAAUCUGUGAUGAGUAGUUGUGUCUGUCACAACAUUUCAAGGGUAAUAUGAGGUCCUUUUAAUAGUUGCCAGAGCCAAAACUCCUUUGAAACUGUGAGAGAUGAGUGUCGAGUUCUGAAAUUUCUGUGCUUGGGACAGAAUGUCUAAAAUGUGCACCUUCAGUGGCAGGUCUUGAAUUAUGCGAACCAUCACAGGGACCUCAAACAUUUUGUCCUUGGCAAAGAGAUUCUGGACAUUUGUGACCGGAUCUUCCAAGAUGCAUCUUCAGAGGUUUUUGUUUGGUUGUUUGUGUACAGUAAUGUCGUUUUAGUUUCAAUUCAAGCAAACCGAGCUUCAAGUUUUAGUGUAUCACUCACUAUUGACAAUACUGUGUUUUUGUCUUUUUUAAUGACAUUGUUUGCAUACUUUUAGAAUGAGGGAAAUGAGUCACGUCUAUUUUUCUGCUGAAUGAGAGAGGUGUUAUACAUGUGGCUCAGAUACUGUUAGUCAAGGGCUGUUAACAGGUGUUAAGAAAAUGGCGACAGUUACACGUAGAUUGGUUUGAUAGAAUAACAGUUUUAUAAGGGACCACCGAUCUUGCCAUCACAAUGCAAUAAAUGGUUUUUAGUGUACAAUUUCUGAACUUGCCAUAGGGUUCAAGAUUUAAAAACUCCUUGACUUUGUGAAUUUUCCAAGGAGUACUUUUCAUAUUUACCUACAUGUACAUCUAGGUCAGAAUUAAGUUCCACUGCUGCCUAUUUCAGUGAGUGGUAUUACUGUUAGUCAUUUCAUCCGUCAAUCACGAGUCAUCUAGUCUGGAAAUACCAGAGCCUAUUCACAGCCAUUUCUUGGUCACUACUCAUGCCUUGUGACAACCUGGACCCAAUUUCAUGGUGCUUCAUAAAUAGUAGCCAGAAAAGUCGUGCUUACUAUAGCAAAAAGUUUUGCAAACAGUAAGCACUAUUUCAUGGCAGUGCUUGGCGUCCACAUAGAGAUUUCUGAGGUAACCUUGUCUUUUGUCGUGCUUAAAUGCUUAGGCCUCUUCAUGAAAUACAUGGAACCUCUGUUAAUUACAAUUGUGUGCUUCGCCAUGCCAUGAAAUUGGGCCCUGGCUCGACUCAACUACAUGCAAAAUUCAACUUGCAAUCUGACUUCAACAUGUGUUUCCAGAUCUAACUUGCGAUUGACUCCACCACAGUUCGGAUACAAGAACUGGUCUAAUGUUUACCUGAUUAGCUGGAGCUAAAACUUUUGAAGUCUCAGAUACCACGACUGUAUUUGUUCUUCAGUUCUUUUCAUAUGACGAGCCUUACCACUGAACAGUGCAUUCCAGUGUGUGACGGAGGACAAGUGGGAGAACUGAACAUGAAAUGAAUUUUUGUAUAAACUGUGAUUCUUUGUGAUACAGAUGCAUGGACAACAACAUAUUUUUAAUCACUGCAUUUAUCGUUAUCUCACAUUUAAAUAAACAGUGCAUUAUUAAUUAACAACCACCAAGGUUUUUGUGUACAUAGAAACUUCGUUUGUUAGCAGUUCAGUUUUUGUAUAAGAAAUACAAAUAUCUUUCACUUUUGUACAAACAUCUUGUACAUGUAAAAAUUGGAAAUGACCGCCUUAAGUAAAUGUGUGUUAUAAACUCCUGUUUUUCUAACAUUCACUGUUUUCUUACUUAAAUGCUUGCCUUUCGUUUCGUCUGUUAGUUUUGUCAGUUAAAGUUUGAAACUAUAAAUCAUGUAGCACGCAACUUUUAUGUCUUUCUACUUUAUAUACAAUUCUGCUUUAAUCCUUUUGCCAUUUUAGUGAAAUGAAUGUAGUUGUUAGUGAAUUGAUAUUUGGGUCAUUCCACUCUCAAUGGGGGGAUACAAAAGUAUGACAUAGGAAUGGAACAUAAAUCACAAUAAUAUCCAGAGAUUUGUCCUUUGUUCAACAUGCAGCACUUUCCCACCCCAUUGUUGAGGAUUAAGCUUUCCAAGCAAAGUUCACUUUUUGGGGGUUUGCUUAGAAUGUCAUGUCCAUAACAUGGGAAGAAAGUGUGUUCAUUUUAGCAAAACGUCCAAAUACGGUACACACUUUGACUGUAAUAUUGUGCUUUUUAAUUCUGAUCUCCAUGGCAACGUUACCUGAAGAAAUCACGACAAGUCAGUGUAUUUUGCAGAGUGUUAUGUCCAGUUGUUUAUGUACGCAACAUGAACAGAAACUUGUGACAAAAUUUCGGUCCUUACAUAUGUUGCAUAUAAACUUUGCCGAGGAAAAUACUGUAGUGCUGAUUUUCCUGUUGACAAUCCAAAUGGGGUUAUAAACUUAAAAUGUGGGCUAAUUUGUGCUCAUGAGUGUCCUUGUCAAUUUUCAGCCAUAAUUCUGUCCAUGUAACAUGGAUAAAAUUUUACAGAGAAUUUAGGGGUCAUCACUGAAAAUUAUUCUGUCCAUAAUGUAGCAGAAUUAUUUUCAGUGACCCCUGCAUUCUCUGAAAUACAGAGAAAUUACUAUAAGUGCCCAGAAUGCACAGGGGGGAAUGAAUGCAACGUCAAGCUUUACUGUACCCUCCAGCGUCCCCUGUCCAAUCCCAAAUUUGCAGCCAAUUGUGCUUUGUUAGUGUGGAUUAAGGGCUCAAUUCUUUUAGAAUGCUGUACUCAAAUUCUGCUUAGUUUGUAGAACGCUGCUCGUGUAAAAAGGUUGAAUAAUUAGCCCUUCUGAGUACUUUUCAAUUGUAUUGACUUGUCUGGAAUCCAUUCAGAAUUAUUGCAAGUCACACUUUGUUCUUGUUAAAAUGUAUUUUGUACCAGUAUGCAUACAAACAUUAAAACAAAAUAGAAAAUACAAGAGUUUAAGAGA